Knipowitschia caucasica is the source of this 318-nucleotide messenger RNA. The record is from the annotation of a GenBank genome assembly. Lineage: Eukaryota; Metazoa; Chordata; Actinopteri; Gobiiformes; Gobiidae.
AUGACAGAGCACCUAGUGUGGGCAAAGCUGCAGUACGUGGACGAACAGUUGGAUGGUGAGCUGGGUUUGUCGGACAUUGAUGUUGAGUCGUGUCAAGUUUCCACCGAUUACAAAACUAAGCUUGCUGAGCUCAUAGUAGAGUACGAGUCGAUUUUCUCCAGAGACAAGCUAGACUGCGGCAAGGCUACUGGUUACCCGCACCGUAUCAGGGUCCUAGAUGAGAAACCUUUUCGACUCCCAUGCAGUCGCAUACCGCCCACACAGUAUGAAAAACUGAGACAGGCAUUGGAUGAAAUGGAGGAGCGGGAGAUUAUUUAA